Molecule: messenger RNA, 2147 nt
Organism: Amphibalanus amphitrite
Lineage: Eukaryota; Metazoa; Arthropoda; Thecostraca; Balanomorpha; Balanidae
Gene: Cdc6
Product: cell division control protein 6 homolog
Exons: 1
Coding region: 226-1674 (482 amino acids)
Biological process (GO): mitotic DNA replication checkpoint signaling; DNA replication initiation; cell division
Cellular component (GO): nucleus
Molecular function (GO): ATP hydrolysis activity; DNA replication origin binding
Source: RefSeq, a predicted model, not a curated record
AAUUACCGAUAAAUUGUGUUUAUUGAAAGUACUUGCACCGGGCCCUUCCCUAUUGUACACAAAAGUACUUGGCGGUAAAUUGGCGCGCGUUCUCCGCCUAUCAGCUGUGGUGGUGCGGCGUCUUGUUGUUUCUUGCGUCUGAGGUGCAUUGUGGUGGUUUUUGGUUUUAUUAGGAAGACUUUCAAUACUAUUAUAUUCGAAGACGUUUGACCACACGCUUUAACAAUGCUGGGAACGAGAACCAGAAAGGCUCGCCGUGUCCCGGCUCCGGCGUCGCCUGUCAAGUCUCCCGGCCGGAUGACACUCUCCCCGCUGCAGCUGAGUCCAAAGAAAAGGCCCCAGUCAGUGCCUCCCUCACCACUGAAACUGUCACCUGCAAAGCUCUCACCUGCCAAGAAGACAGGGUCUUCAAGCAGGAGAAAACUCGCACUCUCAGCUGCAAACACCGGAGUGCAUAAGGCAGUCAGUGAGGUCCUCAAUGUCGCAGCUCCAGAUGAGCUGCUCUGUAGAGGAAGGCAAACAAGUGACAUCAGGGAAUUUAUUGCUGAAUCUGUCUCUCAAAAGCAGGCAAGAAGCAUGUACAUUUCUGGUGCGCCUGGCACAGGUAAAACUGCUUGUCUUCAAAAAGUGCUGGCCGAUGUCGAUGAUGUGAAGAAAGUGUGGGUAAACUGCAUGUCUCUGCAGUCCACUAAUGCUAUCUACAAUCAUCUUGUAUCAAAGCUGUGUGCAAGUGGUAGGCAGACUACCAUGAAAGAAAAUGAAGCCAUUAAAGCUUUAGAGAAGAAGCUCGUCAGUGGCAGCAAAAUGAUUUUGGUUAUUCUUGAUGAAAUUGAUCAUCUAGAGGGCCGGAAUCAGGAGAUCUUGUACACCAUUUUUGGCUGGCCAAUGCUGAAGAACUCAAAACUGGUUCUGAUCGGAAUAGCGAACUCCCUAGAUCUGACUGAUCGGCUCCUGCCUCGUCUGACAGCUCACGUGAAGGUCCGGCCAACCCUGCUCCAUUUCCCUCCAUACAGCAAGCAGGACAUUGUGGAGAUCAUCUCAGCUCGGCUGGCUAAGGUGCCCAACAGUGACACAGUGGUUACCUCAGCAGCCGUCCACCUGCUGGCUGGGAAGGUGGCUGCGGUGGCCGGUGAUGCCCGCAAGGCCCUGGCUGUGUGUCGCAGGGCAGUGGAGGUGGUCGAGCGCAAGGUCAGACGUCAGCUGCUCCUAGACAUAGAUGAGAACAUUGACAUGACUGACACUCCAAAGAAGCCAACCUCUGGAGUAGUGGGACCAGCUGUGAUUCUGCAGGUGUUCAAUGAGGUGUAUGAGAAUGUUGUAGUACAGCAGUGUGAGGCCGGGGCGGACAGUUUCCCCAUCCACCAGAAGCUGGCUGUGUGCUCCCUCCUGCUGAUGCUCAAACAUGGUAAGAGCAAGGAGGCACAGAUGGGGAAGCUCCAUGAGACCUACAGCCGGGUGUGCAAGGGUCGCCACGUGGUGCCAGUGCAGCAGUCUGAGUUCUGCAGCGUCAUGGAGAUGGUGCAAGCCAGAGGCAUUGUCACCAUCAAGAGCAGCAAGGAGGCUAGGCUGAGCAAGCUGUCCCUGAUGCUGGAUGAAACUGAACUGGUCAGGGCUAUGCAGGAUAAGGAGCUGUUGGCAGCAAUCCUGAGGGACAGCUCAUCUGUUAGGAAAUGACUCAGCCUGUGUCGCUGUAGGUUUCAUGUUGUAUUGAUUGUCAGACCUUGAGACUUCAGGGAUGCUCCAAUUGUAUUGCUCUAGCAUAUGAUCUACCAAAGGUAUUUUGCAAAUGCCCCUGUUGAAUGAAUAUUGUACAGGAACCUGAAUUCAUUGAGCAGGCACAGGUAACUGUAAGAACCUGGAGUGUUUUGGUCAUGUGCUUGUUUACUUCUCAUGAGAUGCGACGUUCUCGCGUUUGUUUUGUGUGAUGUGCCGUGGCAUUCCCGUGGUGAACUGGGGCCGACCGUAAACUGCACUGCCAUUUGGGUGUUUCGACUCUGUGUUGGCUUUUUAUUUAGUGCGUUUUGCAUCUGGUUUUAUUUUAGCUCAUGACCGAUCUCGAAUUUUAUGAAUGCAUUGUCAUGUAUGCGAAUGUGCAUUGUAUAAUGCCUGCCGCCUGAUGUUUUAAUACAUGCCAACUUGGGAUUUUA